Peromyscus leucopus (white-footed mouse) is the source of this 461-nucleotide messenger RNA. RefSeq names its product protein S100-A8-like. Gene Ontology annotation, cellular component: cytoplasm. Lineage: Eukaryota; Metazoa; Chordata; Mammalia; Rodentia; Cricetidae. Bases 124 to 393 code for a protein of 89 amino acids. The record is from RefSeq and is a predicted model, not a curated record. Gene Ontology annotation, molecular function: calcium ion binding. The transcript is spliced from 3 exons. Gene Ontology annotation, biological process: leukocyte migration involved in inflammatory response; neutrophil chemotaxis; neutrophil aggregation.
AUAUCCUGAGGCUGCGGGCAGCUGGCCAGGCUUUCGGCUAUAAAAAGCAGCUGAUGCUUAGCUUCACAUGCCCUCUGUCAGCUCUGUCUCAGGGACAUCGGGUGAAGCCAAUCUUUAGCUAUAAUGCUGUCUGAUCUAGAGAAGGCCUUGGAAAGCAUGGUUGAUGUCUACCACAAGUAUUCCCAGGUAAAAGGGAAUAACCAUGCCCUCUACAGGGAUGAUCUGCAGAAGAUGCUCACCACUGAGUGUCCUCAGUACAUGCAGAGGAAGAAGGCUGAAGCCGUAUUCAGAGAGUUGGACAUCAAUCAGGACAACGCGAUUAACUUCGAGGAGUUCCUUGUGUUGGUGAUAAAGAUGGGCCUGGCAGCCCAUGAGGACAGCCACAAGAAGUAGCAGAGCUUCUGGCCUGGGGCUGGGCCCCUGAACAUGUCUACAGAGCAAUAAAGCUGUCAUACCUCAGG